AUGCCCCGAGUUCCUUCUGAUUCACGCGCUGUCGUCGAAUGUCGGCUGGAGUCGACUCUCGCUCGGGAAUCCAUGGAGUUCUUGAAGCGUCUGAAGAUGAUCUUCAAGGAGAAGAACGUCGUGAUCGACACGGACCUGUUCAUCGAUGCCCUGGCCGGGAAGGACCUCAUCUCGGUCGCCCGAGAGAUGGAGCUGAAGAAGAUCGCCUCCUACAGCGAAAAGGUGGACGAUGCCUUCUUCACCCUGUUCAUGGCGAACCCCGAGAGCACCUAUCCUGAAGUUCUGGAGAUUCUGAAGAAAAUGGGAAGGGAGGACAUCCUCUCCAGGCUGCAGGAGGAUGGAGAGUCGCCGACCCCGAGACCGACUCCUGGCCCGUCAGAGAGAAGCCUGCCAGCCGCUCCCCCUGUGACGACCGCGCCAUGGCCACCGAGCGGAUCAUCAGAGCCCGCACGACUUCCCGACCCCCAUCAGCUUUCGACCAGACUCACCAAGAAGGACCUCGGCAACAUCCUUCGUAAGACCAGAUACGCCUUGACGGAAACAGUAAGGGAAAACCUGAAGUCCCAGCUGGUGGUUCUCGCCCACGACGUGGUGUCGCAGAGUGCCUCGGUCCACCAAGAGACUCCGAGAGAAAUCGAAACACAAUGGCAGGAAAACGCACCGGAUGUCGCCAUCUGCAACUCCUCAGACAUCCCGUUGCCAGAGCCAGUUCUUCCAGUUGGUCCUGCUGAAGGAGGCACCUUUGAUGGUUUGUCAACACCAGAAGGUCCUCCAGUGAUACCAGAGCACGAGGUGAUACCCGAGCACCAGGUAUUACCAGAGCACGAGGUGAUACCAGAGCACGAGGUGAUACCAGAGCACGAGGUGAUACCCGAGCACGAGGUGAUACCAGAGAACGAGGUGAUACCCGAGCACCAGGCGAUACCUGAUCAGGUGAUACCAGAGCACGAGGUGAUACUUGAUCAUAUUCAGAAUUCAAGACAGAAUUCCAGUUCCGACGUUGCUUCAGGUUCCAGCAUCAUGUUUUUCUUCCUUGCUUUUGUUGUUCUUCUUGGUUCUUCUUCGUUUGCUGUGUUUGGACUCUUCGUUGCUGCUGUUUCAAUCGUUCAUGCAUUGAAUUAG
Messenger RNA from Darwinula stevensoni, 1122 nucleotides. Lineage: Eukaryota; Metazoa; Arthropoda; Ostracoda; Podocopida; Darwinulidae. The record is from the annotation of a GenBank genome assembly.